AUGUCAAUUUCAUCCUCAGAAGAAGCACAGAAAUUGGCCAAAAAGAUAAAGUCACAUGAUGAAGUGACCAGAAAUAUUAACAAACUGUUCAAGACAUAUCACGAGCAACUGAUAGUGGAAGAGCAUAGAUUGGCGAAGCCGGUACUGGAGAGUAGGCAACAAUUGGUAACUAUUCUCGAGAAGUAUACCGCCCAGCUAAAGUCACAGUACACCAUCUUCAAAGCGGUCGAAGAAUCGAUGAUGUCGAGCAAUGGCAGUGGCGAGUUUAAACCGAGUUUGGAAAUGAUCAACGAUGUAACCGGAACCACCGAAAAGACUUUGGAGAAUCCAAAGUACGAAAAUAUCAAGCAAAAUCAAUAUACGUUCAUGAAAGAUUUGGAGACCGAAGAGAUGCUGGUGUUGCUAACCGACGACUGCGAGAAGCCUGCCGACCUGCUGAAAAAUAACGAUAUCUUUGAGAAACCUCAAACAAAAAUGAAUACAGAAGAGCUAGUCCGAAGUAUUGCACUUAUUCUGGAAGAUCAAGACACAUUGGACAAGGAAGUGAAUAACAUGCUCGCGCAAAUGAAAAUCGACCCAAUCGAGGUGUCAUACGACUUUACUGUCAACAAAGCCAAGGUUUCAAGAUCAAUUUCAGAGAUUAAAGAUGGCUACAAUCUGGUGAAGCUGACGCCCUCCAUGACAGAGACGACCACCGCCACUACCAAUCCCGACGGCACACCGGCAACAGGCGAAGGUCCACAAAAAGAAACCGCAAUUACCAGUCUCGGUGGUUACAUGAAAAAGUACAAAGAAGAUUGCGCUAUCUUCUACAUCUAUGUGCUUUGCGGUAUGGAGGCGACUCAGCAUUUGUCCACGGUCGAGGUGUGCGACCUUAAAAACGACCGAUGGGGAAUUGUCGAACCCACCAGAAUGAAACGUGCUUGUUCGUCUGCAUCAGUAGCGUGCACCAACGAGCACAUUUUCAUUUUCGGUGGAAAUGACACGUUGAAUACAUUCGAACGUUUCAACAUCAACACCAGAAAAUGGGAUUGUCUCGACAGUAUCCCAACGAAAGGUGGUUCCUCACUUGCCUGCUGCUACGACAACGGUAGAUACAUUUACCUUGUCGGUGGUAUUCAGAACAAUAUUACCAUGGACCGUAUCGACAAAUUUGAUAUCUUGACUGGUAAAUGUAUUCAAGUUGGACACUUGAAAAAAGCACGUUACUACACCUACUGCUGCUUCCACGAAGAUAUCAUCUACACAGUAGGUGGAACGCACAAGGAGGCGUCCGCACCAUACACUCUAGUCAAUAGCAUAGAGUCGUACAACACCAAAGAUUCAACCUCCAAUAUUCUACUCAACUUUGGAGGCAAUGAACGUGUCGAAGCUUGCACCUUUGACAAGCGAGAGUUCAUAUACUUCAUCACGUGCAAUGUAUUUUGUAAAUUCUCAAUAUUUACGAACACGAUUGAGAAACUGGCGAACCCGCCGUUGCAAGAAGGAAAGUUUGGUCUGGCAAUGGUUUUUGGUUAUUUCGAUAAUGAUUUUAGAAUCUUCCUGCUGGGAGGUAAGGAAGAAAACCAGUACACCUACUCUAUCACCAAGCAGACUUGGUCUGCCUUUAAGAGAAAAGGAAAGUAUACAUACUUCCACGGUGCUGUUGCAGUCAAAUAA
Molecule: messenger RNA, 1659 nt
Organism: Heterostelium album PN500
Lineage: Eukaryota; Evosea; Eumycetozoa; Acytosteliales; Acytosteliaceae
Exons: 3
Coding region: 1-1659 (552 amino acids)
Molecular function (GO): protein binding
Source: RefSeq, a predicted model, not a curated record